Messenger RNA from Penaeus monodon (black tiger shrimp), 530 nucleotides. RefSeq names its product serine/threonine-protein kinase PAK 4-like. Gene Ontology annotation, molecular function: protein kinase activity; ATP binding. The record is from RefSeq and is a predicted model, not a curated record. Gene Ontology annotation, biological process: protein phosphorylation. Lineage: Eukaryota; Metazoa; Arthropoda; Malacostraca; Decapoda; Penaeidae.
AUUCGCACCGACAGGGAGUGUUAUGAGUUAAUGCUUUCGCUUUCGAGGCAGGUGCAGGAGUUGAAUGCGUGCGGGAUCGUCCACGCUGACUUAAAGCAUAAUAAUAUCAUGGUUACCUACGACGGGGCGAAGCCUGUGGCCCACCUGAUAGACUUCGGGUUUUCCACGAAGAUAGGUCAGAAGUCGCACAUUGGUUAUUACUGCGUAGACUGGGAACAUGAGCUCUAGAUCCGUUCUUGGUACGCAGCCGAAAUCUUUAAAUACGAAGUAUUGGACGAAAAAACCGAUAUAGUAGGGUUGGCCCAUUCAAUUUAGAGUAUGCUUAGUCUUCUGCAGUGCAAGAAUGUGGACCUUGAAGUGCUCUUAGAUUAGGCUGCGUCUCAUGACAAGAAUGAGCGCCCCCCCGUAGAUGCGUUCAUCAGCUUUUUCGAAAAAACACUAAAUGAUCUCGAGCACAAGACCGCACUAAAUUGCCAAGAAAAUCAUGGAAAUCCAUGAUCGCCAACGUUCUGGUAAGUAAGAUACAGGUA